AUGUCCCCUAUAUCACACAGCGACCAAGAGCUUUCCCCUGAUCUCGAGCACUACCAUGAAAUCCCGCGCGAGAAGCGCAUCCUCAAUCGUGGAGCCUUUGUGCCCCUUCAGCUUGAGACCAGUACCCGCUCUGCUAGAUUCGACUCAGAUGUCGUGAGAUAUUUCAGAGUACACCCUCCCGCUCCUGCCCCUACUCGUAGAAAAUUAAUCCUCUCAGCCUUGACCCGCUCGCACGCCCGCGGUGCCAGUAAUGAUGCUCAUGAUGGUGACGGAACCGCGUUCCACCUGCCGCCGGAGAUCACGUACCAGGUUCUGUCGUAUAUUAAAGCGCUCGACGAACAGCGCUUGCCCAGCGACCCAAUGCACCGCACCUACUGCUCUAUUUGCUAUCUUAAGAAUCUCUACAACAUCGCACUGGCCUCCCGCUCCUGGAACGGCCCCGCCACGGAGCUGCUCUACUCAACGCUCAAGCUCUCUCUCGACGACGUAUGCGAGUACCACAACCGCGGCAUCGCAUGGGGCGACGGGAAAUACUGGUGGGCGCGCCGCACCACAUACCUCUCCCAGCGCUACUUCAAGCCGCUUCUCCGGACACUCACGGCACGCCCGCAGCUGGCGGGUAUGUUCCGAGUGCUGGAGAUCGACAUGCACCACCGCAUAUCGCGGGACUACCAGAACCUACCGCUGUGGACAAAAUUGAUAUCGUUAUGCUCGGGGCUGGUGAGGAUCGUUGGGGACCCGUGUGUGUUUUUUGCGCCUCUGGACCCGUACAUGGAGUCGCUGAAGCAGGAUGCGCUGAACUUUGUGUCGCGUGGGACGCUGUAUCGCGGGCGGCAGACGCGGGCGUUGACACAGCAGAGGAGGUUGUGGAAGGUGCUGGCGGCGCAUGGAGCGUGGGUGGAGUGGUCGUGGGUAUCCAGUUGUAUGGACAUUCGGGUGCCGGCCUUUCGGAGAUUCCAUAUGGGCUGGCAGGCGCUGCGGCGGCUGGAGAUCUGCCAGUUCUAUUACCCCCGUGCGACGGCAGAGGAGAGCGGGGAUGCGGAGAAGGAGGGCGAGAAGGCGAUUGCGUGCCUUGGGGCGCUGGAAUCACUGUCGCUGAAGAGCUCGACGCUGCGGGUGCUGCGAUGCGUACCAAAGGGGAGGCUGACGGAGCUGAGCGUGGAGAUUGACAUUGGAGAAUGGGCAGGCACGCUCCGGCAGGAGCUGACAGAGCUCGAGGGCCACUACUCACACGUCAUGGAGAAAUGGCUCCCCCGGACACUGGUCCUCAUGCCCGAUCUCCAGAGCCUGAGCAUAUCACUGCGCUACAGGCCCGACCCCGGCACCAUCAUGCUCAACAAGGACGAUCCGUCCAUCGUUGGUCUCGCGCCGUGGCAGGCGGCAUUCCCGCCCGGCACGAAGCUGCAGAGACUGGUGUUUUUCUGCCCGGGCUGGUCGCACAACAAGAUGCUGCUCAAGAUCAUGCGGCGGGCGGAGGUCUGGCCGGCGCUGAAGGAGAUGGAGUAUUGUCCGAGCACGGCGGUGACGGAGAUUAAUGUGGCCGAGUUCUUGGGGACGCCGAUUACGGUGAGUAAGGCAAAGACGAGACAGGAGGGCACGGUGGUGGACAGCGAGUUGAGGAUGGAGUGCCAUCGGAGGGGGAUGACUGGUGUUGAUGAUUGGGCUACCAGUCGUGGUGGUGGUGGUGGUGGUGGUGGUGGUGGUGAGGAUGGGCUUGUACGUGUGGGCACGGGUGAGGGCUCGGGGAUGACGGGCGUGGAGGUGAGGCGGGUGCGGAUGAGGAAGGUGGGGUGGCUGUGA
Messenger RNA from Morchella importuna, 1800 nucleotides. RefSeq lists its product as uncharacterized. NCBI's taxonomy places the organism in Eukaryota, Fungi, Ascomycota, Pezizomycetes, Pezizales, Morchellaceae. The record is from RefSeq and is a predicted model, not a curated record. The transcript has 3 exons. The coding region runs from base 1 to 1800 and encodes 599 amino acids.